Messenger RNA from Lytechinus pictus (painted urchin), 5466 nucleotides. RefSeq lists its product as uncharacterized. NCBI's taxonomy places the organism in Eukaryota, Metazoa, Echinodermata, Echinoidea, Temnopleuroida, Toxopneustidae. Bases 149 to 832 code for a protein of 227 amino acids. The record is from RefSeq and is a predicted model, not a curated record. The transcript has 6 exons.
GGCAAGGAGAAUAGAUAUAUGUAACUAAUGAAAACAACUCUCAUCUUCGUCCCUUCGACGUCGUUUUUACUUUUUACAUAAGCAUAACGUCAAGUCAUCUAAUUUUUUUAUCGAGAAGUUUCAUCUAUCCCAUCGUAAUCUUUCAGAAAUGACCUCAAAUCGGAAGAGUUCUGAGACGAAGAGUCGGGAGAAUGCAGCAUUUCUCAAGAUGCGGGUUGAAGAGCUUGAGUCGGAAGUAAGUUCUCUGAAGAAAAGACUGGAUGGACUAAGAAAGGCUAAGAAUACGACUGUUCUGAAGAAAGAGAAGGAGUAUGUUUCGGUGGGAGCAUCAGAAUCAAAUAGAGCAAGUAAAAGGCCAUCCAUUUCAGAAGAUAAGAGCAGUGAACUUCAGAAAAAAAUAAAAGAUCUGAGUCUUCAACACGCAGAUGAGAUGAGUGCCUUGAAGCGGAAACACAGUGCUGAUCUCAAAAAGUUGCAAUCUGAGAAAGCAAAGCCCACUACACCAGAGAAGUGCAAUCACGAUGAAGAGAUCCUCCGUCUCAAGGGUGAAAUAACCGAACUGAAAGAGAAGAAUGCCAGCCUGGAGGAUGUGAACUCAACACUCAAAACAGAGACUCUCUCGCUUCAUGCAAAGUUUGAGGAACUGUUUACCGAGCUGAGCCUCAAGGAAGCGCAGUGGUGUGAGAAGGAGGAACAAUUAAAUCUCAAGCUCAAAUUACAAUGGGGAGAGAAGUACAGGGAGUGGAUGGAAGCCACAGAGAAGAAGAUUGCAGAGCUGCAACGAGCCAAUGAAUAUUUACGAACCUGUCUGAAGAGCCCAUCAGGGGAUUAACGAUAUGCAGUCUUCCAUCUUCAGUUUACACCAAUGAGAGACUUUUGUGACCAGUUAUUCUGAACUCAAUUCCUCAAAGUCCGUCCUCAUUGACCUUUCCUUAGGAGAAUGAUGCAAUUGGCUUUCACCGGCCUUUGUGCAUGUAAAGCAAUGGAAAUCCCUGUGAAAGAACCGCAUAUUUACACGUAGGGCUCUGCCAAAUUGUGCUGUACCAUGAGUUGAAUCGCAGACAUUACUUUGCCGGAUUCUUCGGACGGAGGAUGAUGUGAUAAUGUCUGCCACCUCAUGAGGGUAGGAGAAGAAUAUACAGAAUGUCUAUUUGCUGUAAAACCUCAGUUCUGCUCCGUCUGAUGGUCAGUUUCUGUGACCUGUUCUUCGUCUACCGUACGUUUGGUCUCAUCCCACAGAGUCUAAUCUUAGUUUCAUUGCCUAUGACUUUUAUGGCUGGGACUAAUAAUAAUAACAAUAAUAAUAAUAACACUAGCUGGAUUUAUAUAGCACAUUUAGCCUAAGGAUGUAAAGUGCUGCUAUUAUGAGCCUAGCUUUAUCUCCAGCUACCAUCACCAGCGCUCAGUGCAUGCAAGGAAUUAAUCCUGCCGGUACCCAUUCACAUCACCUGGGUCGAGUGCAGCACAGUGGGGAUAAAUUUCUUGCUGAAGGAAAUCACGCCAAGGCUGGGAUUUGAACCCACUUCCCGCCGAUCGGAAGACGAGAGUCGUAACCACUAGACCACGACGUGCCCACAGUCGAUGAAUACAGUAGUUAAUUUCUUCACAAUCAAAAUAUGAAUAGGAGCCAUCUGGAGAUGUUAUGCUAUUUGACUGCAAACACAUCAUCAAUAUGUCUUAUGUUCAACAUAAAUAAGCCAGUUCGUAGUUCCUUUCUGCGCAUGAUCAAAAGAUUCGACGCAUGAUCAGAGGAAGGUCAUUUGUACUAAAGUGACAUGGUGGUUUAAAAUCUAAUGAGAUAAGCACCAACUUUGAUGUCUUGAUUAUUUAUAUAUUCGUUUGAAUAGUGGUUUUCCUUUACAUCCACAAAAAAACAACAAUGCGUCCAGGAACGGCUGGUAUUUCACAGUUUGCCAAGUACAUUGUGCAACAUGCUAUGAUAUGCAUUCAAAGUAGGAAUGCAACAAAUACCUUCAUAAAGUGUUCUUUGGUGUGCUAUUCUAGUCACCUGGUAUAUUCAAUUUCUUCAUCCUGCUAUGUUAGGCAAGCUUAUGUAAUAUCUUGCUUUGAAAUAUGCCUAUCAUAAUGAAAGAAAUGAAAGGUCAUUUGACCAAAAUUGUCCAUGAAGUAAAGUACGAACUCGUCUAUUCAGAAUACUGUAUUUCAAUAUGUAUUAUAUGUGACCUGCCACCCCAAAAUCUACAAUAUGAUGUCGACCAAAAUGAAAUUUGAGAUCUUUAUUGAGCUUGAAAAUUCACUUCCUAAGCUUUAAAAUGAAAUAUAAUAUGUUAAAAUUGACCAACAAUAACAAUUACAAGUACUUGUUCGAAUGCAGAGAAAAUUAAGCAAGAGAUUAAAGAAAUAAGGAGAAAACAAGGUUUGAAGUCUGGGGUUCGCUCAAGCAUGAGAUGUGCAUACUGUGUAAUCUCAGUAAUCUUCCAAGCAGUCCGAAAAAGUAGUGUCCAAGAAACACUUGUAUCUUGUCUUUAUUCAACUUCAUGACUUCAAAUUUUCGCGGUAUGAAGAAGAAGAAUUGUUCUUUCAGCUAAGCUAUUUUUAUGAUUUUUGGUUUUUGAAGACCAAUUUACUAUUUUGGCUAUUUACAGUGUACCUUACCUGGUGACCUAUUGGUGGUUUUGGCAUGGUAGGUCACAUAUCAUUAGGCCAGUUGAGAAUGAUCCCAUAUUGGGGUCAAUUAUACCAGGGGCAUCGGAAGGGGGGGGGGGGGCUUCAGCCCCCCCCCCACUUUUUUCCCAAACCAUGUACAAAAACUUAAAAAUUACCAUAUGAUUGUGAUUUUUUGCAUGGUCAGCCCACCCCCCCCCCCCCCACUUUGAAAACCGUUCUGCGGCCCCUGUAUACUCUGAUGGAUUUGCUUUCUAACUUAUUUUAUGACCACGCAAAUAAAGACGACCGCACACCUUGCGAUUGGUCUGCGAUUCAUUACUGUGUAAUGUUCAACAUCAUUGUACGAAUCCCUAUGUUCAAAUCUGUGACUAUGCUAUCAUCCUUCUUAGAAUAAAAGCAAAUUUAAUAUCUAGUCGGAAUGACGUCAUAGCAGUCGUACGAUGGGCUACGAUUUGAAACUAAUUUGGCCUUUACUCCAAAAUAAAGGCAAAAAAUGGUUAUAUUAGUAUUCUUUCAAUUAAUUUUAACCUCAAAUAAAAUGUCUUGUUCCAUUCACAUUUUCAAAAUCGGAUCGCGAACAGUCGUAAGGUGUGCGGUGGCCUUAAUACGUUAUGGCUGACUGAAUCAGCCUCUCUGUGCUUGUAUUCUCUUUUUUGGUGAUAAAUUGCGCCCAGUAUAAACACAACUUAUAAUCCUAACAGUCCCUUAAUUGGUAUUUUUAAUCUUGUUAGUCCGGGAGAGACGCAUCUUAACAGAAAUUACCAGUCCAGGGGCUUUAUUUUCUUCAGAUUUACAUUUAAAUUCUAAUUUUAUGCAUAAAUUCGCAUAAGUAAUUUUGUAUGAAAAAAUAUAGUUAUUUUUUCGAAAUGGAGCUAUGCAACCCCAUAGAUUAUUUAUUUCAUAAAUUGUGGUUUUGAUCACACAAUUUGUGGUAAUAUUUAUUGAAGAUCAAUUGCCUACAUGUAUAUGUACAUAUUAGAAUAAAAUAUUUUUUUCGAAGAGUUGUAGCUCAUGAUCUUAUGUGGUCUUAUUACAUUAUCACAUUAUAUUAGGUUCACUUCCAAAUUCCAAAAAUUAUGUAAUAAAAUUUAUAUUACAUUCACUACGCAUUUGUUACGUUCAACAGAUUGACAAUUGUCUAGUGAUAUUCACUUCACUUGCCUGAACAGAUGUAGGACUAGGCAUAUCGGUGUGUAUAUUGUGAAUGAGUGUAGGGUUUUCCGUACAAAUAACUGCUAAUGUCUAGAUCUAGACUAAAUUGCAUCAAGUAUUAAGCAGUAGAGAACUGUUUGUUUUGAUGACACUGACUUUCAAAUGAAUUUUCGAAUCAUUGAUUUCAUAAAUAGUUUUUAGAGAAUGAUUUAAUACAGUAUUUCACACAGUGCUUUCAAAAUAAACAGUAUUAUAUUUUGUAGUUUAUAUUUAUAAUGCAAAGAAAUUAUAUAUCUGUGAUGUUUGAGAUAGAAAAUUCAGAUGUUUAUUAUAUGUGAUGUUUUUUCAAUGACUGGAAUAAUUUGUCCUUGAGAUGCCUUGAUUUCUAGGCAUUCAUUGUGAAAGCUACUGUUAUGAUAGAGCAGGCAUAUUCCGUCCACACCACUGCUUACAAACAUUUGAUACUUAGAAUGGAUACAUCGAUGUUUCUGAACACAGGUUGCCAUUUUGAAAUUUACAUAGGCUUAGGGAUCUCAAUUGUAAAACAGCCAUAACUUUCUUAUUGCUUGUCUGCUUUCUUUCAAUUUUGAACCAUUCUGUUUUCCUUUUUUUUAUCUUCUCUCUCUCACACAAUAUGUUCGGACCAAGGUUGGAUUUCCAUUAGGGCAGUUCCAUGAAAUAUGUACAUGUACAUCCGACCCCCUAUAUGUGGGACCUUCAUGAAAUUUUCUGUCUCUGAUUUCUUGUUCUUUUGACGGUCUGUAAUGUUCUCAAAGGACCACGACUUGGUCAGUUUAUGAAGUGAAGUAAGACUUUAGGCAAAUGGGGGUCGGACGUACAAAAAGGUUGAUCAUUUUAUGGAAUUGCCCAAUAAGCCUUUGUAUUCAGAUCCAAAUUCUGUCUUCUCUUUUAAUUUGUCUGGCUUUUCUUUUGAUUUGAUUUUAUUUCAGCAUUUUUCCAACAGAAAUAAUUAACAAACAUAAUGUACAACAUAAAGAAAAAAAUAGUGAUACAUUUCUUUUUACCAAAAAAAAUACAAAUAAUCAUUCAUUUGCUAAAAUGUAUAUAGAUAGUAUUAGUUUGCAAUAUUAUAAGUUGUACUUUGUUGAGUAGACAAAAAAAAAAUGCUGGAGACCGCUACCAUAAGCUGCUGGAGACCGCUACCAUAAGCUGCUGGAGACCGCUACCAUAAAACUAUGCAAACUUUUAAAGUCGGCCUAAAAUUUUUAUUUUACUGGUAUUGGUUCACGUCUCAAAUACUUCGCGGGGGGGGGGGGGGGCUACUCAAUUAUAUUGCAUACACACACGCCCCCAAAAAAAAACAUAAAAAGGGUACUUUUUGCUGAUGAUGGCACAACACGUGCGUGACACAUUUGAGGUGUCAAAAAGGCCAAAAUCCAGCAAAAAAGGGUAUGGUUAUGAGGUAAAACACAUAUAUUUUUUACAGGUUGUACGUGUUUAGGGAGCAAUAUGGUAAAAUUGCGUGUGGAAAUACCUGAAUAGGGUAUAGAUUUCACCAAUGGAUAAAACUUGUUUAGGAUGGGUUUGUAAAACCUGUGGUUGCGCGUGUGUACAGCAAUUUAUUUGAGUGGCCCCUCUGGGAUGUACUUCUCAAAAACUAUGCAAACUUGGUGCAUUCAAUAAAUUAUUCUUCAAGGGAAUUCAGAGAUUUCCUCAUUCUCAAAA